Molecule: messenger RNA, 1485 nt
Organism: Musca domestica (house fly)
Lineage: Eukaryota; Metazoa; Arthropoda; Insecta; Diptera; Muscidae
Product: opsin Rh6
Exons: 3
Coding region: 250-1359 (369 amino acids)
Biological process (GO): phototransduction; visual perception; G protein-coupled receptor signaling pathway
Cellular component (GO): membrane
Molecular function (GO): G protein-coupled receptor activity
Source: RefSeq, a predicted model, not a curated record
CAUGAAUAGCAGUUGCCGGACUUAGCUCUUCGAAGUGCCAAUCAAAAAUCUAACGUGAAACGGAUACGGAAACCAUCACCAAAAACUUCCGAAGGAUAACUCAACGCAAGCAAUGGAAACAAGGCAACAGUGAACAAAGGAUACCACCAUUCUCCCAUCUACUUGUUCACUUUGUUUGUGUCUAACAACCCAGAGGGGAUCCAGGAAUAUUGUCCUUUUCCAGCCAACAGGAUCUAGCUCCAAUUCAAAAUGAUGUCCUUUGUCAACUCUCCCGCUCUGGAACAUUUACGCGGUGGCCGCAAUGUCAGCUUGGCCGAAACUGUUCCAGCCGAUAUCCUGCACAUGGUGGAUCCUUAUUGGUAUCAAUGGCCACCGCUGGAGCCAAUGUGGUUUGGCAUCAUCGGUUUCGUCAUCACCGUUCUGGGCAUCAUGUCGCUGACGGGCAAUUUCGUCGUCAUCUAUAUUUUCACUUCGGCCAAAUCGCUGCGCACCCCAUCGAAUAUGUUCGUCGUGAAUUUGGCCUUUUCCGAUUUUAUGAUGAUGUUCACCAUGUUUCCACCGGUGGUGUUGAACGGUUUCUAUGGCACCUGGAUAAUGGGCCCGUUCUGGUGUGAGCUAUACGGUCUGUGUGGUUCCCUGUUCGGUUGUGUUUCGAUCUGGUCAAUGACUCUGAUAGCCUACGAUCGUUAUUGUGUCAUUGUCAAGGGUAUUUCGCGGAAACCACUGACGAUCACGGCUGCUGUCUGUCGCCUGGCAUUCGUCUGGAGUGUGUGCAUGAUAUGGGCCAUAUUGCCGAUGGUCGGCUGGAAUCGUUAUGUGCCGGAGGGCAACAUGACCGCUUGCGGUACAGAUUAUUUUGCCAAGGACUGGUACAAUCGUUCGUACAUCAUUGUCUAUUCCUUCUGGGUCUAUCUGACACCGCUGUCUACGAUUAUCUUUUCGUAUUGGCAUAUUUUGAAGGCUGUGCGAGUUCACGAAAAAGCCAUGCGUGAACAGGCCAAAAAAAUGAAUGUUGCCUCCCUAAGACAAAGCGAUGCCGACGCCAAGUCAGUGGAAAUUAAAUUGGCCAAGGUGGCUCUGGUCACCAUAUCGCUGUGGUUCCUGGCCUGGACACCGUACACCAUCAUCAACUAUGCCGGCAUUUUCGAGUCCAUGAAUUUGUCGCCGCUGAGCACCAUUUGUGGGUCGGUGUUUGCCAAGGCCAAUGCGGUGUGUAAUCCGAUUGUCUACGGCUUAAGUCAUCCAAAAUACAAACAAGUUUUGAAGGAGAAAAUGCCCUGCCUGGCCUGUGGCAAAGAUGACACAGCAGCUGAAAUCCGGACUCAGGCCACAACUGAAGUCAGUGAAUCGGCGGCGUAAGGCAGUGCUGGAGAAUAACUCAAUUCGUGUCUGCUAUUUUAUAUGUUUCUAGGGACCAUAUUUUAUCUUAGCAUAUUUGUUGUAAUAUUUGUAAUUCCUGUAGUCAGAAUUUCUUCAUGAGGAAAA